Messenger RNA from Diceros bicornis minor, 309 nucleotides. Its product is annotated as late cornified envelope protein 2D-like. Bases 1 to 309 code for a protein of 102 amino acids. The record is from RefSeq and is a predicted model, not a curated record. Lineage: Eukaryota; Metazoa; Chordata; Mammalia; Perissodactyla; Rhinocerotidae. The transcript has a single exon. Gene Ontology annotation, biological process: epidermis development.
AUGUCCUGCCAGCAGAACCAGCAGCAGUGCCAGCCCCCUCCCAAGUGCCCACCAAAGUGCCUCCAAAAAUGUCCACCUAAGUGUCCCCCAAAGUGCCCGCCCCAGUGCCCAGCCCCAUGUCCCCCUCCAGUCUCCUCCUGCUGUGGCCCCAGCUCUGGGGGCUGCUGCAGCUCUGGGGGUGGCGGCUGCUGCCUGAGCCACCACAGGCCCCAUCUAUUCCACCGGCGCAGGCACCAGAGCCCCGACUGCUGUGAGUGUGAGCCCUCGGGGGGUUCUGGCUGUUAUGGCGGCUCUGGGGGCAGCUGCUGA